GCUCUAUCGAUGAUCCCUCGCCCAGUGCAGUUCAGCUCUCAAGCGGAGUUCGACUGAAUAGUGACUUCAGUUUUGUGCCAAGAGUCGCUGUGAUCGCACACAGACAUCCUGAAAAUGAAGCUGAUCUGGGCUGUGUUUCUGCUGGCGUGUCCAGCUCUGGUUCCAGCGCUGCGGGACAAUUACUGCGAACGAAACGAAACGGUGCGGUCCAUGGUGCCAGUGCAGAAGCAGAAAGUCAUCGUAAAGCAGCCGGCGAAAUGGAAGAUCUGGAAGAAGGCAGAGCGGAUCACCGAGACCUACGACUCGGAGGAGGAGCUGGUGACCCACAGAUUGGUUCGUGAGUGCUGCCAGGGCUACGCCAAGGUGGAGUCCGGUCUGUGCGAGCCCAUCUGCAGCCGCGGCUGCCCGGCCCACGCCAGCUGCGCCGCUCCGGAACGUUGCGAGUGUAUUGCUGGCUACGUCUCGGCCAAGAGCCACCACAGUGGCAGUCACUACUGCGAACCCAUCUGUGAGACCGGCUGUGCGGCUGGAGCCCAGUGCGUCUCGCCCAACACCUGCGCCUGCCGCGACGGCUACGUCCAGCAGAAGCCCGCUGGCGAUGGCGUCAGUGGCGACUGCGUGCCCACAUGCCAGGUGGGCGGUGGCUGCGCCAAUGGACGCUGCAUCGACGUGGAGCGGUGCGUCUGCAACCAGGGCUAUCGGUGGGACAACAACGACCAAAUGUGCCUGGAGAUAAGUGCCGAGUCCGUCUCUGAGGAACUGGACUCCACCGAGAAGAGCCUAAUUGAAGUCCAGUCCACAAGCUAUGCGGCCAUCGUCACGGAGUGUCAGGAGGACUACGUCCUCUUUAACGGCGAGUGUCGCGAGAGGCAAUUUAACAGCAACGAGGUCAGUUGCCUCACAUCCGGCUGUGGCUCCCAUCAAACCUGCCUCGAAUCCGGGAUAUGUCAGUGCUCGGACGGCUAUGUUCCACAGGAACCGACUGGAGCCGGGGAAUCGCUCACCUGUCAGCGUGACCAGACAUUGCUCGACCAGAUUCUUGGCCUCAAUGAAGCCGCUGACGAUGAGGGCGACCUGAAUCCCUGGACCAUUCCCAUCAUAGGGGUUGCCAGCGGGUCUCUGUUUGUCCUGAUGGUGGUGGGCUUGCUGGGAGGAAGGCGGUAUCGCAUGCAACGGGCGAAGGCAGCUGACAAGGAGCUGGGGUGCCAGUACUCCCAGGAGACCGUCGAGGGCGAUCACUUGGUCCUGUGAGAUGGCGGCCCGUCUUUGUUCUGGGCUGUGCUAGAUUAUAUUUGAAGGUUUAAUGUAGGGGAACUUUAUUGGAAGAAUGAAUAUUUUAUUAAUAAAAACUAAUAACUAAUAA
This is a messenger RNA of Drosophila ananassae, 1363 nucleotides long. RefSeq names its product fibrillin-1. The record is from RefSeq and is a predicted model, not a curated record. The transcript has a single exon. Lineage: Eukaryota; Metazoa; Arthropoda; Insecta; Diptera; Drosophilidae. The coding region runs from base 115 to 1251 and encodes 378 amino acids.